Haliotis rufescens (red abalone) is the source of this 1055-nucleotide messenger RNA. RefSeq lists its product as uncharacterized. Lineage: Eukaryota; Metazoa; Mollusca; Gastropoda; Lepetellida; Haliotidae. The coding region runs from base 169 to 825 and encodes 218 amino acids. The record is from RefSeq and is a predicted model, not a curated record. The transcript has 8 exons.
UGAUAAUUAAAACCAGUAAUUAGUUUGAGUUAUAGAAAUACAUUCCAUGUGACCGUCUUAUAGCUUAUCUUUAGUCCUACAACCCACUGACAUAAACAUGUGGCCGUGACACGUGUGACUUUAUCGGCAAAUAUUCGUGACACAUCAGGAGAAAGCCAACAGUUCAUAAUGUCCCAUCUACAGAAUCCAUGGCUGCUGUUUUUCAUCGGAGUAACUGCUCUCCACCAAAUCACUGACGCCACGUGGUGCUAUGUCUGUGACAACACAGGUGAUGGCACCACGUGUUUGUCCAUAAUCAAGUGCCCCGAUCAUCAGAUGUGCUAUCUACAAAAGUACAUAACGUCGAAGGGCCAGACCAGCUACCGAUCCGGUUGCCAGAACAAAACUAUAUGCAAUUCCUAUUCCAAACGGAAGGCCGCCAUCGGUUUAGACCCUGUUGUCUGCGAGGCCUGCUGUGACAAGGACAGAUGCAACGCCCGUCUUUGUGGCGGCAAAUCAACCACUUUCCCAACUACCGUGUGUUACGCAUGCCCGGCGACCUCUGAUCCCACGCAGUGUAAGGCAGCUAUGCAUUGCCAACGCGACGGAAAAUGUCUUGAAUACAGCUACCAUGUCCCUCAGACUAACCAACUCAUGUACUACCAGGGUUGUUCAUCUAAGCAGCGUUGCGAAGCGCUGGCUCAAGUGGCCGCCACCUCCCAUGCCCACCAAAGCGGCUUCCUGUUUCAACACGUGGCUUGGUACAACACCACUUGCUGUGACCGCUACAUGUGUAACGACGGCAGGGCAGUGAUGGCGGCAGCAGCAACGACACCUUCAACGUAGAACAUGAUGUUACUAUUAUCUUCCUGUCACUGAGCCUCGUUAAUCAAGAUAAUGCCAAAUUCGUCUGGAAAAAACAUUUAUGUCUCGAUUAAGGCUAUAUUUCACAAUAAACAAAUAAUUGAAAUUAAUGUAGGGGUGAGGAGUUCGAGUUAUGUUUGUCUGGAUUAACGAGGUUGCAGUGUAUUUGGUUAAACAAAUGGGUCACUGAAAUAAAUAUUGAUCUAACUUGA